This is a messenger RNA of Erigeron canadensis, 681 nucleotides long. Its product is annotated as protein ALP1-like. The record is from RefSeq and is a predicted model, not a curated record. Bases 1 to 681 code for a protein of 226 amino acids. NCBI's taxonomy places the organism in Eukaryota, Viridiplantae, Streptophyta, Magnoliopsida, Asterales, Asteraceae. The transcript has a single exon.
AUGAUCGGUAGCAUCGACUGUACCCACUGGAGUUGGAGAAAUUGUCCACAUAGUUUGCGUGGGCAAUACCACCGGGGUGAUCAUGAACGCCCGACUAUCAUACUUGAGGCCGUUGCUUCCUAUGAUGUAUGGUUUUGGCAUGCAUAUUUCGGUGUUGCGGGCUCAAACAAUGACAUCAAUGUUUUGAAGCAAUCGCCAUUGUUUAUUCUCGAAGUGAAUGGGAAGUCUGCUGAGUGCGACUUUACCGUAAACGGGCAUCGUUACGACAGAGGAUACUAUCUAGGGGAUGGUAUUUACCCACCAUGGUCUUGUUUUCUGAAGGCGUAUGCAUACCCGGUCGCGAGAAAGGAGAAGAUAAUGAGAAAACUCCAAGAAUCCGCGAGAAAAGACGUUGAGCGAGCAUUCGGGCUUCUGAAGAACAAGUGGGCUAUCAUCGAACGACCAACACGGAUGAGGGACAAAGAAAAGAUCACUAACGCGAUGUAUGCGUGUGUUAUUUUACACAACAUGAUACUCAAGGACGACGGCAACAUGAUAUCACCGGUGUACAUCAGGGAUCCUCCUAACGGUAUUCGUGCUACCGACCCUAAUUUUCUCCAUCACUUAUGUAACGAAGAGACGCAUUACAUGUUACGUCGUGAUAUUACGAAGCACGUGGGAGAUCUAGAUAUCGAUGUUUAG